AUGUCAACAGCCUCAGCUUCUACAUCUACUGCAGACACCACACUGGCCGAAACAUUGGAAGGAAUCUCAGUAAAAGAUCCAGACUAUUUCACAACUAAUCACGACUGGUCUUUGUUGGGUUUUUUACUCUAUCGCCAACAAUGCAGUGAUUUUCUGCCCAAUAAAGGCAAAGAGCAUCAUCGAUAUUCCUGA
Entrophospora sp. SA101 is the source of this 192-nucleotide messenger RNA. The record is from the annotation of a GenBank genome assembly. NCBI's taxonomy places the organism in Eukaryota, Fungi, Glomeromycota, Glomeromycetes, Entrophosporales, Entrophosporaceae.